Messenger RNA from Athalia rosae (coleseed sawfly), 2442 nucleotides. RefSeq lists its product as uncharacterized. Bases 260 to 1885 code for a protein of 541 amino acids. The transcript has 4 exons. Lineage: Eukaryota; Metazoa; Arthropoda; Insecta; Hymenoptera; Athaliidae. The record is from RefSeq and is a predicted model, not a curated record.
UUGAUUGGUGAAUUUGCCAAAGAGGAAUUGUUUAUUUUCGCGGUUUCCAUAAUAACCCUAAAAUUUACUAUCGACUGUUUACCAAUUUUUACAUGAAUUCCUGUCAGCUAAUCGAAUCGUGCAGAUUCAAUAAAAUCGGUUCACCUAUGAACCGAUGACAUGUGCUAAAAUGUUUAUCAAUUGCAUGAGAAAUUCUCAUUGAAAUUGUAAGUGUCCGGUUAUAUUAGAAAUUGUGAACAAUAACUCUGUAUCGAAUAGUAUGAGUGUUGUAGAAGGAUUUCUAUCAUUGGUUAAAAAAGAAUCUGACGAAUCUGACGAAAAUACCUCCGAUUAUGCCAGGAGCACGUCGCCGUUACCUUUACCUCCGAUGCCAGACACAAAUUUUAUUGCAAGCGAUGAUCCAAAUGCUGAAUUUCUGCGCCUCACUGCUAUGGUUCGAGAUGUAUAUUUCUCACACUUGUAUAAAUCCCUGAUAAGUAACUAUAUUAUUUGCUACCAGUCUAAAGGACAGUUAACAACUCAACCUGAUUUAAAAAAAUGUGCUGGACAAAUGGAACUCAAUGCUGUAAGAGCGUCACUAGAGGCUUCGCUAUACAGACAAGCAAUGCUGAAGAUGAUUUCAGAUGUUAAAACACAUACUUCUCUAAAAAGAAUACAUGAAAAAUUAGGCUCUUUUCUGAAUACACCCCCAAGUAAAGUAGAUGUUGGAGUACAAACAGAUGAAGUGCUAAUUACAGAGAAAAAUCGCACUCCAGAUACAACUUUUGUAAAUAUGAACGAUUCUCAUGUUCAAAAUUCGUCUGUUACCUCAAAUUUUGAUGAGUCUACUGUGCCGACACCUGUUCCUUCUACAGAAACAAGGAAUUGCAGUCUGGAAGAAAGAGUAUCUUUAAUUUUAAAAUCCCAAGAAUCUAUCAUGGAUAAUACCCCUGUUGUCAAAGUUGAAAACAAUCCUGACGAAGUAUCCGUGCCAGAGGUAGUAGACAGCAAACUGGAUUUAAAAAGUGAAGACAUUUGCAAAUCUAUAGAAGACUUUGCUUGCCUGCAAACAAAAGAUAUUUUACAAACGCACAACGACGUGAAUGAAAUUUUUGGUGAUGAUAAUACAGUGGAUAUUAAUCCAAUGCCAAAUGACAACAAUGAUUCACAAGAUUCAAUUCUACAACAUAUGGAAGAUAUGUUUUGUGAGAGUAAUGAUAGUAGCGACUUAAUGGCAUUGAUAGAAAAACAUUCUGGUGUUUCAAAAGCAAACCUUGAUUUGGAAAUUGGCAAAAUGUGUCCAGAGACUAGCACGCCUGCACCUGUCGUCAAAACUAUAGCAAGAAAAGAUAAUACAGGAGAAUCAUCAGACGUGCAUGUAAACAAGAGAAAGCUCAGUUUCUCAAAUUAUAGAAAGAUGCAAAAGCGCGCGAAAGGAGAAACUUCAUCCCCUAAACUAGAAGAGACUUUGGAAGAGAAAAAAAAACGAAAAGCAAGUGGUGUCUGGCUUGUAGAACGUAUUCAUCAAGUUUCAAGACUCAGAGCAAAAAUGACGGAAAUUUCGGCCACCGAUUACCGUAGACAUGGUCGGAUCAAGGCCAAAUUCUUGGAGCUGUUUGGCGAAGCUGAUGAAGAAGACAUGAUGCCAGAUUCGCCUAUUUGUAUAGAAGAACAUUUGAAUGCUUGUAAAGAACGCAUUGCCCCUUGGGUCGUCAAGUACUUAAUGCCGUUUUACAAAAAGAAGCGUAUUACAGACAGAAAAUUGUUCAAAACGGUGGCUAAACAUGUGGCCGAUAUGCUGAUUAUUGAAAAUACUUUUCCUGAAGAAACUGAUGUGAGCAAGUACAUAAUGAAAUACUUUAGGAACAAGAAGACAAUAAAAACGAAGCCCGAAAUCUACAUAUAAAAAAGAAUAAGUUUAUCCGAAAAUUCAAAUUUGGGUGAUAAACGUAUUCGCGUAAAAUAUGAGAAGAUAACAUUUUACUACAUUGUUAUGUAAAUACGAAUUAUAUAGCGAAUAUUUCCAAGAUACAACUUCUAUAAUCCCGAGAUAAGUAGAUACCAUGUAGUAUAAGUUCUUAGACCAGUAUGCCGGAUGUGAAUGUUACCAAUCUGAUGGUCACACGUUCUCAGAGUUUCGAAAGCAAUUACUUUUUCAAUUACAUAUCUGAAAUCAAUAAUACGAAAUGAUGAUAUAGUAAUUUUAUGUUGGAAACUUCGGCUAUCUAUAAGAUGAUUAUCAAAGACUGAUUAUUAUUUAUCUGUUUCCAUUUACAUUUUAACACAUAAAAUCUGCUAAUUCGGAAAUAGCAUUCAUUUGCAUUAUUCAUCCAUGGAAAGAUAAAUUUUCUUCUUUGGCUACAGGUAAAUAUUGGCACCAUAUAUUUUUUCCGCAUCAACACCCUACCACUUUAUAUUUCAAAUUACAUCACUCAUCAUGUAUAUUUAGCAAUAAAUAAUUUA